Molecule: messenger RNA, 754 nt
Organism: Gossypium arboreum
Lineage: Eukaryota; Viridiplantae; Streptophyta; Magnoliopsida; Malvales; Malvaceae
Product: copper transporter 4-like
Exons: 1
Coding region: 157-588 (143 amino acids)
Biological process (GO): intracellular copper ion homeostasis; copper ion transmembrane transport
Cellular component (GO): plasma membrane
Molecular function (GO): copper ion transmembrane transporter activity
Source: RefSeq, a predicted model, not a curated record
UCUGCUGUAGCAGUUCAUUCGGUCCGUGUGAACUUGGAAAAUGCCAGUUCCAUGUUGGGAUUGCUUUCAAAUGAGUUUUUCAGGAGAUUCCAAUUCACUUCUCUUUAAAAUCCCAUCACAGUUGUAUUCAAAAUCCCAUAAAAAACUAGUACGAAGAUGGCGAACAUGGUCGAAACCACGUCGGCUUGGAACACGACGGGCCUGCACGUUCACCGGAAAUCCUUGCUACACAUGAGUUUCUAUUGGGGUCAUAAAUCCGAAAUCCUUUUCUCAGGUUGGCCCGGUUGUAAUUCGGGCAUGUACGCAUUAGCCUUGAUCUUGGUAUUUGCACUAGCCAUGGUCGUGGAAUGGCUCUCUUAUUGCAGCAUCAUCAAGCCCGGAGCUAAUAAAGUCGCCGCCGGGUUCUUCCAGACAGCGAUGCACACAGUGCGAGCCGGGUUGAGUUACAUGGUGAUGUUGGCUGUCAUGUCGUUUAACGGCGGAGUCUUUCUUGCUGCCGUUUUCGGACAUGCGAUCGGGUUCUUGGUUUUCGGGAGUAAAGCUUUUAGAAAAGCUGAAAAAGUGCCUGACCUUCCUCCUAGGAAGUAGGGAAACGAAAUGAUAAGUUUAUUUUCGAGUGUGUUUUAUGGUUCAUGUUUCGGAUUCGUUACGGAUUGUAUAAGUUUCACUUUGAGUUGAUAGGUUAAGGGCAUAAGAUAUCUUAAAUUUUGAGUUUUGCACUCGCAUUUAUUAAAUAAAGUAUUAUUUUUUAAAA